CAAAACUACUAAUAGAGUCACAAAGAAGCCAACCAUCUUUCCUUUCUCUUUGUUCCUUAUAAAUAAUUCGGUUUUCAAAACCCUUUCCUUUCUCUUUCUUCCUUCCUUCCAUUCAUUCAUUCAUUCAUGGCGUCCCAAGCCAGCCUUCUCCUUCAAAAACAACUCAAAGAUCUUUGCAAAAACCCUGUCGAUGGCUUUUCUGCCGGUUUGGUUGAUGAAACCAAUAUUUUUGAAUGGAGUGUCACCAUAAUUGGACCUCCUGAUACUCUCUAUGAGGGAGGGUUUUUCAAUGCCAUCAUGAGUUUUCCUUCCAAUUACCCUAAUAGUCCACCAUCAGUGAAAUUCACCUCAGAGAUAUGGCACCCUAAUGUAUAUACUGAUGGCCGAGUUUGCAUAUCAAUUCUCCAUCCUCCUGGUGAUGAUCCUAAUGGUUACGAGCUUGCAAGUGAGCGUUGGACACCUGUUCACACAGUAGAGAGUAUAGUAUUGAGUAUCAUAUCCAUGCUUUCCAGUCCAAAUGAUGAAUCUCCUGCAAAUGUUGAAGCUGCAAAAAUGUGGAGAGAAAAUAGGGAGGAAUUCAGGAAGAAGGUCGGUCGAUGUGUAAGAAAAUCACAAGAGAUGUUGUGAUUCAACGCAUGCGCAUCAUGGUGCUUUUGUGAACCGGAGGAACAUACAACAUACCUAUAAUGGAUUGCUUCACUUUUUUUGCUUUUGAUCUGUGCAAGGAUGGCUUUUUGGAAGUUAGCACUUCUAUUUAUUUCAGCUCCAUGUUAGGAAUUGGAAACAAACUGUACUCUUAAGUGCUUUGGCCGGUGGUUUGACAUGGGAAAUUUACUUUGUUUAUUUGCAUAACCUUUUUUUGGUUUAAUUUUGAUGAGUCUAAUUUAGUGCUUUGUUUUGGUCUUUCUGCUUAA
Messenger RNA from Trifolium pratense (red clover), 914 nucleotides. Its product is annotated as ubiquitin-conjugating enzyme E2 7. Gene Ontology annotation, molecular function: ubiquitin conjugating enzyme activity. Bases 127 to 627 code for a protein of 166 amino acids. The transcript is spliced from 6 exons. The record is from RefSeq and is a predicted model, not a curated record. Gene Ontology annotation, biological process: protein polyubiquitination; ubiquitin-dependent protein catabolic process. NCBI's taxonomy places the organism in Eukaryota, Viridiplantae, Streptophyta, Magnoliopsida, Fabales, Fabaceae.